ACAGUACUACAGUAUCCUCAAUCUACCUCGUCCACCCCCUCCUCAUCAACUCAAUCGCCCUCCGUCCUCAACCCAGAAAAGGAAAACAACCCACCAAAAUGGCCGCGAUCAAGACAAUCCUCCUCCCCCUCCUCCUCACCACCUCGGUGGCCCUGGCCGCCCCCAAAGCCGCCGAGUCCUGCGCCUACACCUGCGGCAGCACCUGCUACUGGGCGAGCGACGUCAGCGCGGCCCAGGCGAAGGGCUGGUCGCUGCACGAGUCCGGUUCGACGGUGGACGACUACCCGCACGUCUACCGCGACGACGAGGGGUUCGCGUUCGGCGUCUCCGGCACCUACUACGAGUACCCGAUCCUGAGCAGCUUCAAGGUGUACACGGGGGGCUCGCCGGGGGCGGACCGGGUCAUCUUCAACUCCAACGAUCAGCUGGCGGGCGUCAUUACCCACACCGGGGCGAGUGAUUAUGAUGGGUUUGUGGAGUGUUCUUAGUUUCGGUUCUGGUCUUUAGAUUGGGGGACUUGAGGGGAAGGGUUA
Molecule: messenger RNA, 533 nt
Organism: Aspergillus japonicus CBS 114.51
Lineage: Eukaryota; Fungi; Ascomycota; Eurotiomycetes; Eurotiales; Aspergillaceae
Product: RNase Ms,minor
Exons: 2
Coding region: 99-488 (129 amino acids)
Molecular function (GO): RNA nuclease activity; RNA binding
Source: RefSeq, a predicted model, not a curated record